GCUUCCGGAAUGGGUUUGCUCUUCAGGAAUUUUCUUGUGUCCAGAAAUUUUGCAUUUUACCGUGAUAUCCUGAAGAUGAAGCUGCUCACACAGAAGGAAGCCAUUGACAUUGAUAAUAAGCUAUUCAAUGACUACAAAUUCAGUGUGGAUCAACUGAUGGAACUAGCUGGACUUGCCUGUGCCCACUCCAUUGCAAAAUGCUACCAAAUUGAUAAACUUCCAACUGCAAAAGUUCUCGUUUGCUGUGGUCCUGGGAACAAUGGUGGAGAUGGUUUGGUUUGUGCCAGACAUUUGGCACUGAUGGGCUACACGCCGGUGAUCUACUACCCGAAGCAGACAGACAACAUUCUCUACAAGAACUUAGUUCAUCAGUGCAAGGGGAUGGAUAUUGAAUUCAUCCAGGAAGCUCCCAAAAGUGAGGAGAUUGAUGCGGGAUUUUCAGUAGUCAUUGAUGCUCUCUUUGGGUUCAGUUUCAAACCCCCAGUGAGGGAAUCCUUCAUCGCAAUUAUGGAAUCUCUCGUGAAAAUCAAAACCCCGAUUGCCAGCAUUGAUAUUCCGAGUGGAUGGGAUGUUGAACGUGGUCCAAUGGAUGAGAAAUCGUCAAUCAAUCCCCAAAUGCUUAUUUCCCUCACAGCACCGAAACAAUGUGCUGCCCAUUUUAAGGGAGAAUUUCACUACCUUGGCGGAAGAUUUGUCCCUCCCUCCCUGCAGAAGGAGUACAAACUGGAUUUGCCGGUAUAUCCGGGAACUGAAUGUUGCGUAAAGUUGUAAAGAAAAGGGGGAAUGAAAUAUUAAAUUUUUUUUCUAAUUAAAA
Messenger RNA from Lutzomyia longipalpis, 814 nucleotides. It is a transcript of the gene Naxe, whose product is annotated as NAD(P)H-hydrate epimerase. The transcript has a single exon. Lineage: Eukaryota; Metazoa; Arthropoda; Insecta; Diptera; Psychodidae. Gene Ontology annotation, molecular function: NAD(P)HX epimerase activity. The record is from RefSeq and is a predicted model, not a curated record. Gene Ontology annotation, cellular component: mitochondrion. The coding region runs from base 10 to 771 and encodes 253 amino acids.